Orcinus orca (killer whale) is the source of this 1685-nucleotide messenger RNA. It is a transcript of the gene DDRGK1, whose product is annotated as DDRGK domain containing 1. The transcript has 9 exons. Bases 338 to 1384 code for a protein of 348 amino acids. The record is from RefSeq and is a predicted model, not a curated record. NCBI's taxonomy places the organism in Eukaryota, Metazoa, Chordata, Mammalia, Artiodactyla, Delphinidae.
CUAUAGCACAGAGAACUAUAUUCAGUAUCCUAUGAUAAACCAUAAUGGAAAAGAAUAUUAAAAAAAAAAAAGUAGGGAAUUCCCUGGCAGCCCAGUUGUUAGGACUCUGCUUUUACUGCCAAGGACACAGGUUCAAUCCCUGGCUGGGGAACUAAGAUCCUGCAAGUUGCGCAGCAAGGCCAAAAAAAAAAAAGGAUAUAUAUGUAUAGCUGAAUCACUUUGCUAUACAGCUAAUUCAUUCAUUCAUUCAUUGCUGUACAGCAUAUUGAGAAAAAAAUUAGGGCCUCUAAAUUAAGUGUGCGGCCUGGGCGGGGCCCAGUGGUGGGCGGAGCCUAGAAUGGGAAACGGGAGGGGCCGCAUGGGCGUUAGGCGGGGUCUGGGAGAUCCCGGGCCUCAGGCUGGACGCGCUGGCUGGUUCCAUCUGGAAGCCGUUGUCAUGGUGGCCCCGGUGGUGUACUUGGUGGCGGCGGCUCUGCUUGUCGGCCUUAUCCUCUUCCUGACUCGCAGCCGGAGCCGGGUGGUAGCAGCUGUCCAAGAGCCUUUGCACAAUGAGGAGGAGGCAGUAGUAGCAGGCCGAGUGGCCCAGCCUCAGCCCCUGGAGCCCGAGGAGCAGAGAACUGGGGGCAGGCCCCGGCGCCGCAGGGACCUGGGCAGCCGCCUGCAGGCCCAGCGUCGAGCCCAGCGGGUGGCCUGGGCAGAAGUAGCUGAGAAUGAGGGGGAGGCCGUCAUCCCAGCCCAAGAGGAAGAAGACAUCGAGAAGCCAGUGGAAACUCACCUGUUAGGGAAAAUUGGAGCUAAGAAACUGCGGAAGCUGGAGGAGAAACAAGCACGAAAAGCUCAGCGUGAGGCAGAGGAGGCUGAGCGUGAGGAGAGGAAACGCCUUGAGUCGCAGCGUGAGGCAGAGUGGAAAAAGGAGGAGGAGCGGCUUCGCUUGGAGGAGGAACAGAAGGAGGAGGAGGAGAGGAAAGCCCGGGAGGAGCAGGCCCAGCGGGAGCAUGAAGAGUAUCUGAAACUGAAGGAGGCCUUCGUGGUGGAGGAAGAGGGUGUGGGCGAGACCAUGACUGAGGAGCAGUCCCACAGCUUCCUGGCCGAGUUCAUCAACUACAUUAAGCAGUCCAAGGUCGUGCUCUUGGAAGACCUGGCUUCCCAGGUGGGCCUGCGGACUCAGGACACCAUAAACCGCAUCCAGGACCUGCUGACUGAGGGAACUCUUACAGGUGUGAUUGACGACCGGGGCAAGUUCAUCUACAUAACCCCGGAGGAACUGGCUGCCAUGGCUAACUUCAUCCGACAGCGGGGCCGGGUAUCCAUCACCGAGCUUGCCCAGGCCAGCAACUCCCUCAUCGCCUGGGGCCGGGAGCCCCCUGCCCAGGUCCCAGCCUGACCUAGCCCUUCCCUCUUGGACUCAGAGCUGGCAUGGUCUAGCUGGCUAUACAUCUUUAUCCCUCCCUUCCAUCCUGGGGCAGUGAUGGAGUGUGGCCAGGCAGUUAUAGAUUAAAGGUCUAUGAGCACUGGUGAGCUUGGUGUGGCUUGGUGUGGCAGAAGGGGUGCUAGGUGAGCAGGUGAAAAUCUCAGCCUCAGAAUAUAUCUUGGGAGUGGGGGUGGGGUCCUUUGGAGGCAGAUACAAGUUCUGUUCUUAUCAAGCAUGCAUUCCUCCAUUCAUUCAAUAAAAAGCGUUUACCCUG